AUAACCGAGCCCGAGCUUUGUCCUCUCUCUCUCUCUCUCUCUCUCUUUCUCUCACUCUCUCUCCGUCUCUCUCUCUCUCUCAGUAUCUCUGCGACUCGCCAGCCGUCUGCCCGUACCUGUGCUUUGCGGUGUAAACAAACGAGUAACAGUGACGAAAGUUCCGGCACAGAGCUUGCGCAGCCGAGAGAGACGAGAUAAAGAGCCAGCAAGCGCGUUGAAAGUGUUGAUCAUGGAGGAGACGGCGCUGCUGCGGGAGCCGCACCAGCAGGUGGCCCGUAGCCGAAGCAGCCAGCAGGUCGACCUGGUGGACGACGAGUGCAGCACCGACAGCGGCUGCUCGAGCGGCGGAAGCACCGGCAGCGCGGAGGUCCUCUCGCGGCGGGGCAGCGCCGAGCGACACUACCACCACCAGCACAGCAGCGCCGGCGGCGGCGGCAGGUCCAGGGGCCGCUCGAGCAGCGGCCAGGAGCGGCUGAAGCAGCGCAAAGCCGCCGCGGCGGCCGGCGUCCUCUUCAAGCCCAAGUCCUCGCGCUCCUGGAGCCCCGAGGAGCAGCGGACCAAGUUCCGGCCGUGCCACUCGAUCCUCAAGUCGCCGAGCCACUCGCAGAGCCCCUCCGACACUCCCAGCAGCGACAGCGACAGCCUCAAGCGCUCCUCGACCGCCAGGAGCUUGCGGAAGGCCUUCCAGAGCUUGAAGAUCUCGACGAGCCCCCUGUCCGCCUCGGAGAAGAGCAACAACGAGAAGAACGGCGCGAAGAAGUGCCAGAAGAGAAUACUCCGGAGCCCGGUGGCCUACACCUACGUGAAGGGCCUCUCAGGUUUGCCCACUCAGCGGAUCCCCAGGAACGCCGUAUAGCUGCCUCUGGCCCUGCGCUCCGGCACCGGACAGUAGGCGAAUUCAAAAAAGACAAAACAAACAAAAUUAAGAACUCUGACAGUGCGCGACGCGCUCGAGAGAAGAACUCACUAUACCGACUCGUUCCCUGCGCGCGAUGUUUUUCACACGUUUUUACGAGAGGGAUACUUGUGGUUUCACGCGGCGGAGGUUACAUGUGCAAUUAGUACAUAGUCGUCGUCCUAUACGAUAAUACUACCUACUACUAAUACUACUACUACUGCUACGAUUACCCCCGAUAGAGCCAACUAGAGCCACAUACUCACGCGUAAACCUUAUUACUCCGUAUAUCCUCUCUCUGCUCUCCCUCUCUCACAUACAUACAGUUAGACACUGUAUCGGAGAGGAGCUGUGUACCACUUUGGGAUCCUGCACUGCAUUAACGUCCAACGUCUAUGCAUCUUAUAUUAUACAUUACUAUUAUUAUAUACGAGGAACAUUCCUAGACCUACCAAUUGUAUAAGCACACAUACUGUAUACUGUAAUAUAUAUAUACACAUAUAACGACCUUAUCAUUUUUGCUACUUUUCUUAAUACUUUUCAAGUAUCUCGUAAUAUAAUAUAAUGGAAAAUAAAGUUAUAAGUAUACAUAAAAGAAAGGACGAGGAUUGUACAAAAUAACGUCCCUUUCGCGGCUCAUUAUUAUCCAUACGCUCGUACACAUUAUAUAUUACAUAUAGACUUUGAAUUUCAAUAAGUACAUUAUACGCAUAAACCCUCAAACGCAUAUAUGUACUCCAUUAUAUUCGAUCGAUCGAUCACUUCUAUAUUAUUAUUAUUAUUGUUAUAUACCUACGAUACAUAAAACUUAUCUAGACAUCAGCAGUGAGAGCGAGUAUAUACCUAUAUAUAAGCAAGGAAAAGUCGCGCUUUCCGGUCGUCUUCCAAAAGAGUCGAGUCGUGUCGCGAGAGAGCCGCUAUGCAGGACAGAAAGAUGCGCAUCGCUCGCGAUUUUCUAUAUUAUAUUAUAUAGUGUGUCACACUAAACAUCUCGGAGAGAGAGGCGGCACAUGCCGUAAAAGCGUGUAGUAGUAACAUAUCACAUUUCGCAGCUGCUGCCGCAUACGCAUUCACACGAGAGCGAAAAGAGCGAGACUACCGGACGAUCGCGUUCUAGUUCGCAUGUAUAACCGUAGCAGUCAAUUACAAUGUCAUUUAAUAUAUACAUUAUAUUAUAUGCCGUACGAUAUAAGACUUUGUUCAUACAAGUGCGACAGUCUGACAUAUAGGCUGAACGCGAGGACACACACUUUUUACCUUAUAGAGAGACAAAACUUGCAUUGUGUAUGGCCGUAUAUUGUGUUAUUAUACAUAUAGUUGAUAGAGUGUAUUUUUUAUCACACACAAGCAUUGUAUAGCCAAGCAUUAGUUUCGUUCUCUACACACUCUUUCUCUCAACCUUUCUCUCUCUCUCUCUCUCUCUCUCUCUCUCUAUCAACCUUUCUCUCUCUCUCUCUCUCUCUCUCUCUCUCUCUCUCUCUCUCUCUCUCUCUCUCUCUGAAUUCGUUCCGAUUGCGCUAACUGCAAUACACACAAUUAUAUUGCGAUAUAUCGAUCAAUGUCUCCUUUACGUAAUAAGUAUCGUGAUUCGUUAAACAUUUAAAACAGUAUACCAUCAGCAGCGUUUCUCAAUUUUUCUUCGAUGUCACUAAGAAAAAUCACUCACUCACUCGCGUGCAGCUGAUAUAUGUAUAUGAUAUUAUGAUACAUUGUAUAGAUGAGCAUCGGGUUGUCCACAGGCUGAUGAUGAGAUUCGAAUCGAGGGACAAACACUAUGUAAGCGCGGCACACGCCUAUAUAUACAUGUAUACUACUCGUGUGAAAUAACAAACAAACAAAAACAAAAAAUUGUCAAUGAUGCCUGCGUCAUCCAACUAUAGUGCCUUUUGUAGCGUUUCCCCUGUGUUCUGUCCCGAUACGUGCAGAAUCACACAAACACUAACACACACUAACACACACUAACACACGAGCCAAAAAAAAACACGCCUCGAGACAUGACGAUUAUAUUAAGGUGCCAUUGAAGCCAUGUACGAAGUGAAUAUUUAACAAAAGUAAUAAAGAAAGCAGACCUCAAAAAAUUUAAGAUAUACACACAUGUACGCUAUAAGACCUUUCGUUAAUGUUGGUUUAUUUUUUUCUAAAUCUCUCUCGAUUAUGUGGAUAUAUCGUGUACCGAUACCGCAUUUACAGCGUGUAGCAAGAUUUGCAAAGAAAGGAAAUUAUUAUUACAAUUAUGAUUGUGUAUAGAGCACAUAUUAUACAUAUAGAGUAACCGUGUCGAGAAAGCCCAAUGUGCAGGCAAAAUGCGCAAAAGUGAAGAUUGAAAAUAACUCAGGUCUGGCCGUUUUGUACAUAUACUAUGUAUACGUAAAACUGUUCUACGAUUGAAAAUAAACGUUUUUCAUGUCAUAACUUAAAUAUA
This is a messenger RNA of Nasonia vitripennis (jewel wasp), 3317 nucleotides long. RefSeq names its product serine-arginine protein 55. The transcript has a single exon. The record is from RefSeq and is a predicted model, not a curated record. NCBI's taxonomy places the organism in Eukaryota, Metazoa, Arthropoda, Insecta, Hymenoptera, Pteromalidae. The coding region runs from base 230 to 856 and encodes 208 amino acids.